CUUUCGUUUUAGCUUAAAGACUGAAAAAGUGAGAUAUGGAGGAAGAGAAGAUGUACAGAAGUAGGACAAGCAUGAAAGACAUAUUUAAUAGAAAAUGUGCAAAUGAGCAAUCAGGUGAUUCACAUGAUCUGAGGAUUGUGUUAACGGGAGUCUGUGGAGCUGGAAAGAGUUCAACUGGAAAUGCAAUACUGGGUCGAGAGGCAUUUAAAGAGAGCAGAACCAGAGAGAGUGAGAUACAGAGAGGAAGAGUAGAAGACAGAAACAUCUCCAUCAUCGACACUCCAGGAUUCUUCAACACUCAACUGACUGAUGAAGAGAUGAAGAAGCAGAUGAUGAAGAGUCUUUAUCUCUCUGAUCCUGGUCCUCACGUCUUCCUGCUCGUUAUCAACCUGGAGAACUUUGAGGAGGAGCAGAGGAACCUAGUGGAGCAAAUUCAGGAGAACUUUGGAGCUCAAGCUUUUAAGUUCACCCUAGUACUGUUUACUGGGAGAGAAAAAAUGACAAACAGAGAAUGGAUGUCCUUUAUGAAUAGUAGUACAUUUGAAGACAUAGUCAGUCACUGCAGAGGUAAAUAUCAUUUCAUCAACAGUAAAAGUGAGAUUAUUCCAUCUCACAUCACAAAGCUUCUGGAGAAGAUUGAUGAAAUUGUCAAAAAGAAUGAUGGCCAGCAUUACAAUAAUGAUAUUUACUCAGUUUCUCGAACAAAGAGCAGAAAAGAAAAUAGAAAACCAGAGGAAGAAAAGGACAAAAGAAAAGAGCAAAAGAAUGAGAUGAGACAAGCUCAAAUAAAAACAGUGCAGGAAACAUUUGAAAUGGACAGUGUGAUGACAGAGAGAAUCGAAAAGGAACGUUUUAUUUUUCCGUUGAGAGAAACAGAUUUGAGAAUGUCUGAAGAGCACAUUGUUGAAGGGAAGGUGAUGGCUCGUACACCGUCAGUAAGAUCACUGGCAGUCUUAUUUGAAACAAUGGAGACACAAAAUACAGUCCAGACACCAAAAGCUGGAAGAACAAGGAUAAUAUGGGGCCGGAAGAAGCAACAGACAACAACAGAACAACAAUUGACCAAAGCAGUAUCUUCAAUCAUGUCAGAUCUCAGGAUUGUGAUGGUUGGGAAAACUGGAGCUGGAAAAAGUGCCACAGGAAACACCAUUCUGGGACAAAAAGCAUUUAAAGACGAACAGUGUGAUCAUUCUGUGACGAAAGUAUGCCGACCACAUCAACAGACGGUAGAAGGUCGAAACAUCUCAGUGAUCGACACUCCAGGACUGUGUGAUACUUCCCUCAGUGAAGAACAACUGAAGGAGGAAAUAGUGAAGUGUGUGGAGAUGUCUGUUCCUGGUCCACAUGUGUUUCUGCUGGUCAUCAGACCGGAUGUGAGAUUCACAGAUGAGGAGAAAAACACUGUGAAAUGGAUUCAGGAGAACUUUGGAGAAAAAGCUUCACAUUACACCAUUGUUCUGUUCACCAGAGGAGAUCAGUUAAAAACACCUAUAGAGGAGUAUCUGACAAAAAACCACCAGACUGAUGAGCUAGUCAAACAGUGUAAAGGCGGUUGUCAUGUGUUCAAUAACACAGAUGAAGAAAAUCGAUCACAGGUCACUGAACUGCUGGAGAAGAUAGAGAGAAUGGUGAAGGAGAAUGGUGGAGAGCAUUACACAAAUGAGAUGUAUAAGAAAGCCCAGAAAAAGAUAAUGCUGAAGAAGGCUCAAGACGCAGCUUUAGUGGGCGCGAGUGUAGCAGGAGUAGGAGCAGCAGUAGCUGGAGGUGCAUUACUGGUCGCUGCCACUGGUGGAGUGGCUCUGCCUGUAGCUUUAAUAGCAGGAGGAGCAGCUCUAACAGGAGGAACCGGUGCAAAAGUUAUUGUAGAUAAAGUUAAAAAGUAAAAGGUUGAGUUCACUUUGAAAA
Rhinichthys klamathensis goyatoka is the source of this 1905-nucleotide messenger RNA. RefSeq names its product GTPase IMAP family member 8-like. The transcript is spliced from 3 exons. Gene Ontology annotation, molecular function: GTP binding. The record is from RefSeq and is a predicted model, not a curated record. Bases 36 to 1883 code for a protein of 615 amino acids. Lineage: Eukaryota; Metazoa; Chordata; Actinopteri; Cypriniformes; Leuciscidae.